Nanorana parkeri is the source of this 2176-nucleotide messenger RNA. RefSeq names its product NACHT, LRR and PYD domains-containing protein 12-like. NCBI's taxonomy places the organism in Eukaryota, Metazoa, Chordata, Amphibia, Anura, Dicroglossidae. The record is from RefSeq and is a predicted model, not a curated record. The coding region runs from base 29 to 2176 and encodes 715 amino acids. Gene Ontology annotation, cellular component: cytoplasm. The transcript is spliced from 5 exons.
GUUAGGAUUUCCUCUACAAGAAUAGAAGAUGGGUCAGAUGCCUUCAAGAUACAGUGAUGGAGAACAUGAGAAGUUCCAUCAGCUGCUGUCUCAGUACGACUUCAAUGAACUUCAACUGAUCUAUGACUACUUUAGAAAUGACCUGAUCUACAUUGUGGAGUCCUCUACAGAUAUCGAACACCUGCUGGAGUACCUGGACUCUCGGAGUCUCCUCAAUAAGGAGGUAAGUGUCCAGAUGAAGAGAGACCAGGGGCCCUUCGUGUUCUCUGAGAAGCUGGUGCAAGAUAUUCUGGACGCUGGAAAAGAGGCCGUCAUGGGAUUCCUGGAAGGCCUCUACGAUCUACAGCAUUAUAAUUCAUCGAAUUAUUUGUAUGCACUGCGAUAUGAACUGGAAAAAUUGGGGGACACUUUGAUGCAGCAGAUAUUACUGGACCGGAAUGGACACCCCCUGACUCCAGAGCUGAAAGAAACGCAGGAACAUCACAGACAACAUCUGCUGGAACAAACCACGCCGAGACCCUCAGAAUCUGCGGGACGGAAUAAAGAUCUGUAUGUCUCCGAUCGUUACAUGGACAUGAUCACAUCCCAUGUGCGCCCCUUUAAUCGGUCGUCCGAACACGAGCUGAUAGACGCAGCGAUAAAACAUAACGACUACCUACAAAACGCCGUGGGAAGCGUUUCUCCCGAAAGGCUGUUCCGCUGGUGCCACAGGAUAAGACGUGUACCGCGUGCGGUGAUGGUGACCGGCGUACCAGGAAUAGGGAAGACGACGCUCGUGGAGAAGCUGGUCCGCGACUGGGCAAACGGCAAAUUCUAUCAGAGGUUUUCUUUCGUCUUCUUCUUAAGAUUCCGGGAUCUCAACAAGGAAGAGAAGAUCAGCUUGGAGUCGAUGAUCCUUCAGGAGUAUCCAUAUCUGAAGGAUCAACUUUGGAACAUUUUACAGGAUCCGGAAAGGCUGCUCUUCAUCUUUGAUGGCUUGGAUGAAAGCAUUCAUGAAAUCAAUUUUAAAUCGGAACAACUCCCGGGUGAUAUAAAACAAGUAGUAAAUGUCGGGGCCGUUGUGGUUGGUUUGGCGAGACAGUCUCUGCUCAAGGGCUGCUCUUUGCUAUUGACCAGCCAACCAGACAAAUUAACUAGAAUGGAUAUCAGCGUUUUCAAGAGGGUGCUGGAGGUCAUUGGCUUCUUACCAAGAGAACAAAAGCUUUACAUCGAGAGAUUCUUCAUGGACAAAGGAUUAUCAGACAAGGCUCUCAGCUUUUUGAGGGAGAACGGCGCCUUAAACACUUUCUGUUACAACCCAUCGUACUGCUGGAUCAUCUGCACAGUGCUAUCCACGUGCUUCAAAGGCCAACCAACCAAUGAUCACCAACUGAUGUCAUCAACGCCCAAGACGCUGACGCAGCUUUUGGUGGCUUUCACUGCCGAUGUUCUGGCCAAUCACAGUCCGGAUAAAAUGAAUGCUCGGAGUCUGUUGACUUCCAUUGGGCGGAUGGCAGAACACGGAGUCAGGAACCAUCUUACCACAUUUAAAAAACAGACCUUGGAACAAUUUAACGUGGACAGGACCUCAAGACUGUUUCCAAGCUUCAUGAAAGAAUCCUCAAGCUCCAUUGAGGCGUCUUUCUCCUUCCUACAUCCCAUCACCCAGGAUUUUUUGGCCGCCGUGGUCCAUUAUGUCGAUUAUUCUGACGAAAAGUUAUACGUGUCGCUUACACAAGCCACGUGCUACAUAGAUAACCGCUGUGAACUAUUUCUCUCGUUCCUCUGUGGCCUGGCAGAUGUCUCCACCAGGACCGUUUUAGAGCCUUACCUGGGUGACUUGUCUUCUGAAGCUGCCGAGGAUGUCCUCAUCUGGCUUCCACCAUAUGCUACGAAAUUUCAAAUCUUGGAAAAGAGAAAGCUCCUAAAUAUAUGUUUCAAAUUCUUUGAGCUGCAGAAUGAGGAAUUGUUCUUAGAAUGUUUCGGACCGUUCGGAUCUUUCAAAUUUGAUCAGGUCAAAAUGACCACUCUGGACUGCUCUGUGGUGUCUUUCGUACUUCAGUCCUGCGGAGAGAAGGAAGCCCUUUCUUUAAAUUAUUGUAACCUACAGAGAGAGGAUAUUGAGAAACUUGCACCUGCUCUACACUCCAUACAUACCUUAGGGUACAAUACAAAUGCAUAUGUCCUUAUGUCUUAA